UUACGCAAAAGUGUUUAGUAAACGAGUGAUGGUAUGAUUUAAAAACAAUUCUAUACAUUAAAUACAAGUGACCAAAGUGUUUUCUAGUGCCCGUUGUAACUUUAUAAUAAUUAUAAAUUGAGGUUAAAGUGUGUUUUUAUUUGUCUUUUACUACCAUGUUGGCGUUGUCAGGUGUUCGGCGGUGUGCCGCGGCGAUUGUUCUCGUUGUGGUUGUAAUGGCUUCGGAAUUUAAAGCUCAAGCCAUGGACAUCCCAAGGUUGCAGAUUUUGCCCUCCCAAUCAGUACAGACGAAACCUGUUGGCAAGUCGCUGCUUUUGACCUGCAGGCCAGAUGUUGCAGACACAAAUUUAAUAACUGACCUUCAAUGGAAAGAUCAGAACAAUAGGACUAUUUUACCUUCAGCGUUCUACAAUCAAUUUUUCGACGCAUUCAACUAUAGUGGCGGCGGUGGUCAGCGUCCGCCAAUGUAUACGGAGAUGUUACCAGGAGAGAUGUCUUUGGCACUUUAUAUACCAACUUUGACUGAAGACAUGGCUGGAGAUUAUUAUUGCACCGCCAGUUAUGCGAAUACUGAACGAUUGGAGGUUAAAGUCAGGAUUGAUACCAUAGUGGCUAUAACUUGGAUAGAUGCUCCAGAAAACCAAUAUCCAAUAGAAGGCACUGACUACAAAAUUAGGUGCGAAGUCACUGCAAGUCCUUCACCAACAGUAGACUGGCUACGAGAUGGUGAACAAGUUUUGACAUCAGGCAGAAGAGUUGUAGAGACUCGUGGUCUCCUAAUCCGAGACGUCAGGGAAGAAGACGAUGGUUUAUAUACGUGCAGAGCAGCAGUUAUAUCAACUGGUGAACUUGCUGAACGAAAUAUUAGGGUAGAAGUGCAUAAACCACCAGUUAUUGAACCUAUGGAUACUACUUUGGAGGUGGUUGAAGGUGAAAGUGCCAGUAUCCAGUGCAGGGCUACUGGUAAACCGAGACCGACUUUCGAAUGGAUUAAACAGGAGACGCAACAGGAUUUGUCGACUGCUGAUCGAUUUGCUGUCGACCAACAUACAGGUGUUUUAAGGCUGAACCGUGUAGAACAGUCUGAUCGUGGUCUGUAUGCUUGUUUUGCCCGUAAUGCAGCAGGUGUUUCCCCACCUUCCAACGUCAACGUUGAAGUAGUCGUCAAACCAAAAGUGCACACUUUAGUAAACGUGACAGCAACUUUCGAAAAAACCACAAAAUUAGUCUGUAUUGCCUCUGGACGACCAGCACCUGCUGUCACUUUCAAGAGAUGGGGUGCUGAUGUUGAAAUGCUGCCUGGACCACAACCAGGAGACGACAGGGUCGUAUUGGAACAAGAGGUGAAUUCUGAACUUGGUGAAACCACAGGAACACUAACAAUCACCAACGUGGUCAGAUCCGAUGACGGUUUAUACGAGUGCAUAGCCCGAAACAAAGGUGAUACCUACUACAAAACUGGUCACAUAACCGUGGAAUUUCCACCAACGUUCGAGGCCUCCAAAAAUCAACCACCAGUGUUUUCAUGGGAACAACGCACCGCCAAUUUGUCGUGCCUUGCUGAAAGUAUACCAAAUGCAACCAUCGAAUGGAGACUGAACGAUAGACCUAUUAUUGAAGACAGGUUCUACAGGAUUGAAGGCUCAGGUCCACAAAGCAACCUGAUUGUUAAACCUUUAGACAGGAGGAUGUACACCAAAUAUAAGUGUGUUGCCACUAAUCGAUUGGGUAAAGCUGAACACUUGGUAGAUUUAAGAGAAGCUCAUCCGCCACAAGCGAUUUCUCAAGCUAAAAUUAAUACAAUAACUGCCACGAGCGUGUCCUUCGACAUUAUGGGUCCUGGUGACAAUGAUGGUAUGCCGAUUUUGGGAUAUGUUUGCCAAUACAAACCAGAAAGAGAGUUAGAUUGGAGAGGUGCAAGGAAUGCUACAUGGAGUGCUGAAUCUAGUUAUACGAUAGACGGUUUGGUGCCGGAGACUAUUUACCAUUUUAGAUUUGCUGCCACAAAUGCUGUUGGCCCUGGACCUUAUAGCAAUAAUAUUGCACAGGCUACGCCUAGGAGAUCGCCGCCAGAAGAACCAAAACUUUUAGUUGGUGUUUCAAACGAAGUCGAUGGAGGAAUUGUAACAUCGCCAUACGCCGAUCAUUAUGAAUUAAGGUGGAAGAUACCUGCAGACAACGGCGAACCUAUCGACUACUACCAAUUGAGAUACUGCCCAGUUCAGAGACAAAACGGAGCCUGGACCGAGCUAGACUCCUUGUGCAACGCCAGAGAACUUCGAGCCUUCGAGACAACGGCCCACGAACUCAACGACCUUUUGGCAGAUUCUCACUACAAGGUGGAAUUAAGGGCUCACAACGCCCUUGGAGAUUCACCACCGGCUCAAAUUCUGCUGAAGACUGCUCGAGGGAUGGACUCGGUAGUGCGUUCCGAGGGCCCCUCGUUGAGCAGUUCGGCGAUCGUCGGAAUCGCCGUCGGAGCAGUCGUGCUUCUUUUGCUCUUGGUUGACCUCAGUUGCUACUGCGUUGCCAGGGCCGGACUUUUGGCGGCCGCCUGCCACGCCAGAACAAAACCGACGGACGACGAGGAGGCGGCCAAAUUGGGAAGGUGAGUAGG
Ctenocephalides felis (cat flea) is the source of this 2617-nucleotide messenger RNA. RefSeq names its product fasciclin-2-like. Gene Ontology annotation, molecular function: protein binding. The transcript is spliced from 12 exons. Lineage: Eukaryota; Metazoa; Arthropoda; Insecta; Siphonaptera; Pulicidae. The coding region runs from base 156 to 2612 and encodes 818 amino acids. Gene Ontology annotation, biological process: cell-cell adhesion. The record is from RefSeq and is a predicted model, not a curated record.